This is a messenger RNA of Brassica napus (rape), 1161 nucleotides long. RefSeq names its product plant cysteine oxidase 3. The coding region runs from base 81 to 956 and encodes 291 amino acids. The transcript has 6 exons. Lineage: Eukaryota; Viridiplantae; Streptophyta; Magnoliopsida; Brassicales; Brassicaceae. Gene Ontology annotation, molecular function: oxidoreductase activity, acting on single donors with incorporation of molecular oxygen, incorporation of two atoms of oxygen. The record is from RefSeq and is a predicted model, not a curated record.
ACACAUAUGUUAAUGUUAAUCACACUAGUCCCGGAUAAGAACAUUCGAACAAAUACCAACACACAAAAGAAAGAAGAAGAAUGUUGUCGAGGUUGUUCAAGGCUGGUGAGAAGGUUCUGUCCAAUCUUGUUAACAAGAAAGACUUUCACAUGGCGUCGAGCAAUACAGAGAAUCCUCCCAAAGUGCAAGAGCUUUACGAGCUCUGCAAAUCCACUUUCACUGGGAAAGCUCCUUCUCCUGGUUCCACGCCUGUCCAAAAACUAUGCUCUCUCUUGGGGUUGAAUUUUAGGGCUCGUUGUGGUGAAUUGGUGGUUAAAGAUUCAGUGAGUCCUGGAGAUGUUGGGCUUGAAGAGGAAGCUCAAGAUGAUGAUAGAGGCUAUGGAGUUUCUGGGGUUAGCCGCGUCAACAGAGUAGGAAGAUGGGCUCAGCCGAUCACAUUCUUAGACAUUCAUGAAUGUGAUACCUUUACAAUGUGUGUUUUUUGCUUCCCAACAUCCUCAGUGAUUCCAUUGCAUGACCAUCCAGAGAUGACUGUCUUUAGCAAAAUCCUCUAUGGAUCACUUCAUGUUAAAGCUUACGACUGGGUCGAACCUCCAUGUAUUAUCACACAUGACAAAUCACAAGCAGCACGGUUGGCGAAACUGGUUACCGACAAAGUGAUAACGCCUCAGUCUGAACUACCAGUGUUGUACCCAAAGACUGGAGGCAAUCUCCAUUGUUUCACUGCGCUGACUCCAUGUGCGGUGCUCGACAUUCUCACACCUCCUUACAACGAAAACGCUGGCAGGUCUUGCAGUUACUACAUGGACUAUCCUUUCUCCACUUUCGCACUGGAGGAAGGUGUGAAGAGCGUGGAAGGAAAGGAAGACGAGUACGCUUGGCUUGUGCAGAUAGACACACCCGAUGAGCUUCACAUGCGUCCCGGAUCGUAUACGGGUCCAACUAUUCAAGUUUAGAUUGUUGCAAGUCGGUUUUGUAGCCAAGUAGAGAGUACUCUUGUAUCAUUGUUCCUGGAGAAGAUGUCAAAUACAGUUUCGGGUUAAAGAUACUCCUUCAUCAGUGCAUGUCUGCUUCACACGAUUAUAUUAUAAACUAUUGAAACUGUUUAAUAAAUGUACAUAAAAGUCGGUAUUGAGAUAUGGUACUCAAGUUCAAAUUCAA